GUCCCAACAGCAACAACCGACCUGUCCGUACAUGUCUGCGCUGAAGAAAGUUGAGCUUCUGUGAAACAUGACAGACAUUUUGUUAAAAAUAAAAAGCAGCGUAGCAGAGAAGCAGAAGACAGCUGUCACUCAGAGCGACUUGGUUAAAUGUGGAUUAAAAGGGAUCCAGCUGAGACCUUACCAGCUGGAUGGGGUCCAGUGGUUGACCCAGUGUCUGAAGAACCAGCAGGGAUGCAUUCUGGGAGACGAGAUGGGUUUAGGAAAAACCUGUCAGACCAUCUCUCUGCUGGUGUUCAUGUCAGGAGCUCUGGGGAAGAGCGGUCCGUUCCUGGUGCUGAGCCCGCUGUCUGUCCUGGAGAACUGGAGGACGGAGCUGGAAGGCUUCGCUCCGUCUCUGACUGUGUUGAGCUACAACGGAGACAAAGAGAGACGAGCUGAGCUCCAGAGGGAAACGCACACUCAGGACUUUCAUGUUCUGCUCACGACGUACGAGCUGUGUCUCAAAGAUGCUUCAUUCCUGAGACGGUGAGUGUGUUCUGAAUUAUAAAUCAUCAGAAACUGAUUGAAAUCUUGAGACACAUUUAGUAGAAAUCAGUGGAGGAAGAAGAACUUGAAGUAUAAAUUAGCAUCAAAUGGAAAUACUCACGUAAAGUACAGUACUGGAGUAAAUGUACUUCCUUCACUGGUAGAAAUGAGGUUUGGUUGUGUUGUUUGAUGAAUGGACUUAAUGAAGAACACAACAAUGCAUCAACUUAUGAAUGAAUUAAAGCUAAUGAACACACGCAGCAGCCGUCUAAUAUGUUAGACUGUAUGUGUGUGUGUAGUAGGAUUUAGAGUGGGUACGGAAAGUAUUCAGACCCCUUUAAAU
This is a messenger RNA of Anarrhichthys ocellatus (wolf-eel), 868 nucleotides long. Its product is annotated as chromodomain-helicase-DNA-binding protein 1-like. The record is from RefSeq and is a predicted model, not a curated record. Gene Ontology annotation, biological process: DNA repair; chromatin remodeling. Gene Ontology annotation, cellular component: nucleus. The transcript has 5 exons. Lineage: Eukaryota; Metazoa; Chordata; Actinopteri; Perciformes; Anarhichadidae. The coding region runs from base 68 to 529 and encodes 153 amino acids. Gene Ontology annotation, molecular function: DNA helicase activity; ATP binding.